Symbiodinium natans is the source of this 2331-nucleotide messenger RNA. Lineage: Eukaryota; Dinophyceae; Suessiales; Symbiodiniaceae. The record is from the annotation of a GenBank genome assembly.
AUGGAGCGCAAACUACGCUUCGUCGAGGAAGAAUUGCGGCAAAUCGCAGGUGCUCGGAUGAGCAAGAUGGGCAUCGACUCUUUCCUGGAGCAUGCCCAUGAGUACAAGCUGGAACAUGUCGAGGUGAACAUUGCGCAGGUGUUCACCUCUUUUUCCAGCAUGAAGAGCAGUAGUGCGGAGUUGAUUCGGCGGCGGAACAAGGCUCUGGAAGAGAGCCAUGUGAUGAAAGUGGCCGCAGCGCAAAUUGCGCCUGCCAUGGCACAGGAACGUGGAAGAUCCCUGAGCGAGGAGCAUCUUUCCCGCAGGCUCUGCGACGAGUCUCCGAGUCCAAUGCAACAGGACGCCAUGUUGGCCGCAGUGGCUGGCGUUCUGCCGGUCGAGGUCCAGGACCGCUUCGCGCGGGCGCUGUUUCGAGCAACCAGGGGAAACGUUUUCACGCACUUCCAGCCGAUUGCGGAGCCGGUGCCUGAUGAGGCUGGGGGUCCGCCAAUUGCGAAGUCAGUGUUCGUCACCUACUUCCAAGAUGCUGCGGAAGGGAGAUCCGCAACGGCCAUGCGAGAGAGGAUCGGCAAGAUCUGCUCCAGCUUCGCCGUGGCCCUCUACGCCUGGCCACGCAGCAGUGCGGCCGCAGAACAGCAGCUCUGGCGGCUGCAGGAGCAGAUUCAGGAUCAGGAGCGACUUCUGCAGGAGCACGACAGCUUUCUGCGGGAUGAGGCCAGGGGCCUGCUCGAGCCGGCCCGCCAGGGCAGCAGCUCACUUCUGGAAGAGUGGCGGCUGUUCUGUGCAAAGGAGAAGGCCAUCUAUGCCAUCUUGAACUGCUUCGAGGGAAACAACAGCCUGCGGGCCAGCUGUUGGUAUGCAUCCAGAGAGGAAGACAGUAUCCGAUCUGUCCUUAUGACUGGUCCGACGCCCACUAUCGACUUCACAAGUGCCAGCGCCAUGCUGAUUCCUGACAGAGGCCACACAGGUAAGGCAGCCCCUACAUACAACAAGACCAAUGCCCUAACUGCCAUAUUCCAAGAUCUCGUCGACACGUACGGCGUACCACGCUACCGAGAAGCCAACCCUGCACUACUCACCGUUGUUACCUUCCCAUUCCUGUUCGGAGUGAUGUAUGGUGAUGUCGGACAUGGGUUGAUGUUGCUAUCGGCGGCAUCAUGGAUAUUCUACUCGGAUGCUGCCCACAGAUUCCCAGAUCUUUUCCGAGCGAGAUACCUGGUUCUGCUCAUGGGGUUUUUCUCUGUGUACUGUGGUCUCUUGUACAACGAUUUCUUCAGCGUGGGCCUGUGCUUGUUUGAGUCUCGCUGGUGGACGCCGGAGGGAAGGCCUGGAACGGAGGUUAAGUCGGAGCCCUUGUUCGACACCCGGAACAUGGGUGGCACCGGUCCGUAUCCUUUCGGAGUGGAUCCGGCCUGGCAUGGGGCACAGAAUGAGCUGGUUUACAUGAACUCACUGAAGAUGAAGGUGUCAGUGCUGCUCGGCGUGGCGCAAAUGAUGGCAGGCUUAUUUCUGCGCAUGGGCAACGCGCUGCACAAUCGAUGCAAGAUGGACUUCCUCUGCGAGUGCUUGCCCAUGAUGCUCUUCAUGCUCGGGCUUUUUGGCUAUAUGGACUACAUGAUCUUGUACAAGUGGGUGACGCCGAUGGACCCCGCCCCAAGCAUCAUCAACUCCAUGAUUGCCAUGGCCUCCUUCGCCGAUGAUCCGAACGGCAUGUUCAGUGAGGCGAUAUCCCACAGGUUGAUGAUGAUCUGUCUUCUCGCUAUUCCGGCCAUGCUGAUCCCAAAGCCUAUCUACCAAUGGCUCAAGCACAGACAGCGGCAAGAAGCGGCGGAGGAACAGUGCCGACGACCGGCCGGUCUUCUGAUCCUUGGCUCGCAAAGCCCUGCGCGGCACCUGAGGCUACGAGAUGUUGAGCAGCAGUCCUUGGAUUCGGUGGAGGACGACAAGUUUGACUUCUCUGAGUGCCUGGUGCAUCAGGUGAUCGAGACCAUUGAGUUCGUUCUUGGGUCGGUGUCGCACACGGCCUCAUACCUCCGACUGUGGGCACUUUCACUUGCACAUCAGCAACUCUCCCUCGUCUUCUUCAAUCUCAUUCUUCGUUCUGGUAUGGCGAUGCCUCCGCCGCUGAACAUCCCCGCCACGUACUUUUGCUUCGCUCUCUGGUUCUGCGUUACGCUGGCAAUCCUGGGCGGCAUGGACGUUAUGGAAUGCUUCCUGCACACCCUCCGGCUGCAUUGGGUGGAGUUCCAAAGCAAGUUCUACAAAGCAGAUGGACAUGCUUUUCAGCCCUUCCAGCACCGAAGCAUCCUUGUGCAAUGCCUGCAUGACUGA